Molecule: messenger RNA, 1339 nt
Organism: Drosophila navojoa
Lineage: Eukaryota; Metazoa; Arthropoda; Insecta; Diptera; Drosophilidae
Gene: Or82a
Product: Odorant receptor 82a
Biological process (GO): sensory perception of smell; detection of chemical stimulus involved in sensory perception of smell
Cellular component (GO): plasma membrane
Molecular function (GO): odorant binding; olfactory receptor activity
Source: RefSeq, a predicted model, not a curated record
AAUUCAUGAUGUCAACAUGUCAACAAAUGUCCUCACAAUCACAGUUAUUAGCGAGGAUAUUGUCAAAUGUACAAUUAACUGAACAGGCUACCAAUUAAAAUUGAUUCUCGUCUCUAUAUAUAGACUAGUUGCCCUCAGCUCUUUAAACAGAGCACAGAAAGCAUCGGCAGGUCAAGUCAUGGCUCGGUUAUUCCAGCUGCAGGAGAACUGUCUGCGCCUGAUGGGUCACAACAUGGAGAGUUCUGGUGAGGGGAGUCCGUCCCUUGGCCUUCGGCACGUUGUAUCGUUAGUAUUCGUGCUGUCCGCCGAGUAUCCAAUGCUGUCGUAUGUCGUCUAUAAUCGGGAUGACAUGGAGCUGAUUACGGCCUGUCUCAGUGUCGCAUUCACCAACUUGGUGACUGUCACCAAGAUAUGGACGUUCCUCGCUUACAAACGAAGCUUCUUUCAAAUGAUGCAGAGUUUCAGACAACUUGAUUCAAAAUCUCAACAUGGAACAGAAGGCUAUGGGUAUGUGGAGCACGGUAACAAAUUGGCCACGUUGCUGGGCCGUGCGUAUUGUCUGUCCUGCGGCUUUACUGGACUCUACUUCAUGCUUGGACCCAUCAUCAAGAUUGUCACCAACAACUGGCGGGGCGUGCCUUAUGAUAGGGAGCUGCCCAUGCCUAUGAAGUUCCCUUUCAAUGAUGUCGAGAGUCCGGGCUACGAAAUUGGCUUUAUCUAUACCCUGUUCGUAACUAUCUUUGUGGUGCUGUAUGCCUCGGCUGUGGAUGGGCUGUUCAUAUCGUUUGCGAUCAAUUUACGCGCCCAUUUCCAGGCGCUACAACAGAACAUUAACCUCUUGGCCUUUGAGCAGGAAGAGCAGCUGGUAGAGAAGCAAAUGGCCGAUGUAGUCGACUACCAUGUGCAGCUGCUUAGCCUGUCCAGGCAACUGCGCCACAUUUACACGCCCAUCGUCUUUGGACAGUUCUUUAUCACCUCGCUAGAGGUGGGCGUCAUAAUCUACCAGAUCGUGACGCACUUGGAUUCCAUCAUGGCCCUUCUUGUGUACUUUUCUUUUUUCUGCUCCAUAAUGCUACAGCUCUUCAUAUACUGUUAUGGUGGGGAGGUUAUCAAAGUGGAGGGCCUACGAGUUGGGGUGGCUGUCCAGACAUCCAAUUGGCAUUCGGCUACCCACAAACAAAGACGUUCCUUGAUUUUUAUCAUGCAUCGCUCCCAACGAGAGGUGCUCAUCAAGGCGGGCUUCUACGAGGCUUCCUUGGCCAAUUUUCUAGCGAUUCUUCGGGCUGCCAUGUCGUUUAUAACGCUGAUUCAGUCGAUAGAGUAAAAUACACAAUGCAAA